AUGUUUCACUCUUUAGAUGCUGAGAUUCGAGUGUAUUUACAAGAGAAUUCGAACCGAAAGAUACCGUUUGUUACACCCGCUGCAUCGAAGACAUUGAAAAUGAUAGACACGCUCAUUGGCGUGUGGCCACAAUGGAUCGCUUGUAUGACAGUCACCCUGUUGUCCAUCACUUUUGGAAUGGUGAUUGGCUGGACGUCUCCUUACUUAGCCCAAUUGACUAGCGAAGAAGGAUUAUUCUUCGUGACAGAGGAGGAGGCAUCGUGGGUCGCCUCUUUGAUGCCAUUCGGACGGAUGAUUGGUUCCAUCGUGGGUGCAAUUAUUAUGGAAUAUCACGGCAGUAAAAUGGCUCUUUUUUCAGCGGGGCUGCCAAACAUCGUAGGCUGGAUUUGCAUAAUAUUCGCCAAUUCGGCUGGAUGGCUUUACGUGUCUAGAAUCUUUGCAGGUAUUUCCAUCGGGAUCUUCUUCUGCUGUUUUCCCCUGUACAUCGGGGAAAUAGCAGCGGCGAAGAUACGCGGAGCGUUGGUCAGCGUUAUAAUGAACGGGAUGCCGAUUGGAACGCUGUUGGGCAACGUAAUGGGCACUCAAAUGUCGAUAAUGUGGUUCGGAAUAAUCAGUUUAAUUUUGAAUAUGUGUUAUGUCAUGAUUUUCCCGGCACUCCCUCACACGCCCUACUAUUACGUGCAUCGCGACAAUAUAGAGGAGGCAAAAAAAACGAUUCAGUGGUAUCAUAGAAGAUCGAUCAUUGGAGUGGAACUCGAAGUGAUCGGUAGUUACGUCCGAGGCGCCAACGCCAUGAACUUGCGCGAGAAACUCGAGCAAAUGCGUGAGAAAAAGAACAAACGGGUGUUCGGGAUAGUGCUGCUAUUGUUCAUCAUCAUGCAACUCAGCGGAUAUACCACUGUCAUAUUUUACAUGGAGAUUAUAACGACCAAAGCGAAAGUGACGUUGAUAGCACCGCAGAAUGUCGUGAUUAUCGCCGGUGCACUAGGCAUAAUAUUCGGUUGGAUCAGCGUGAUUCUGAUCGAUCGGUCCGGCAGAAGAAUCCUCGUAGCAAUGUCCUGCUGCGGCGUAAUCACCGCGAUGGUGCUUUUGAUAUUACAUUUUACGCUGGUGGAUCUGGAGCACGAUCCAAAAAGUAGCGAGUGGACGACAAUACUCGCUAUGAUGUUUUUCAUGACGUUGGCCCUUGGUUUGGUACCUGUUCCGAACACGUUGCUCAGCGAACUUUUCCCCCCCGAUCUAAGGAGCAUCGCCGGUUUUAUCGCCAGCUUCACGUCCGCUUUAUUUGCAUUCAUCUCUAGCAUAACUUUUUAUCCGAUGGUCACAGCGUUUACCGAGAAAUCUGUGUUCAUUUGUUACGCAUUGGUGAUGAUUGGCGGUCUGGCCUUUUCGCUCACCUGCGUACCGGAGACCAAAGGAAAAACCUUACAGGAAAUACAGGAAAUGAUGGACAAUCGGUAUCGACAAGGGCAAGAGACGGAAACAGCCUAUCAGUCGUUUCACACCAUCAGUGGGGUCAACAUGACCGCGGAAGGAGGUGAGAAGUUGACCCGCAGGGUAACGUGGCCACAAUGGAUCGCUGGUAUCGAAGUUUUGCUGUUAGUCACUCAAGUCGGAUCAAUAGGAGCCUGGUCAUCUCCGUACAUCGGCCAGUUAACUUCCACCGAAUCCGAACCCGUGCUCACAAUGACAGAAGUAUCUUGGGUGGUGUCGUUGAUGAACGUAGGAAGGCUGUUCGGGGCAAUCUUCGGUGCAUUGUGCGCCAACUAUCUCGGCAGUAAAACGACAGUUCUGAUCACCAGUAUACCGGUGGCUUUCUGUUGGCUCUUCAUGAUCCUGGCUGACAGCGUCGAGUGGUUGUACGCCGCCAGAAUUUCCGGCGGCGCCAGCUUAGGGAUGAUCUAUAGCUGUUUUUCUCUGUAUCUGGCAGAAAUAGCGGAUCCAAAAAUUCGAGGCGCUUUGGUUACCGUUGGUAUGACCGGUUUACCAUUUGGCAACUUGAUUAUCUGCAUAAUGGGAGCUUAUCUACCUCUCAAGACGUCAGCAGCGAUCGCCCUCGGUCCCUGUGUCGUCUUGAUGGUAUUCCUAUUUCUGCUACCAGAAUCACCGCAUCAUUUGAUCAAGAAGCACAUGGACGAGAAGGCAAAGGCGUCGAUACGCUGGUAUCAUCGCGACUGUGACGUCGAAUCGGAAUUUAACAAUUUACAAAAGUUUCUGCAUCUCCGUGACCAAUCGUUACUGGAUACUCUGAAAGAGCUCAAGGCACCGCAUUUCAGGAAGUCGAUCCUCAUAGUCAGUGUACUGUUCAUAUACAGUCAGCUGUCUGGAAUCAACAAUGUCCUGUUGUACAUGGAAUCAAUCUUAACAUCGGCUAAAGUUAGCGUGUUAGGACCCGCGCAAGUGGUAAUAAUAGUGAUGUGUUUUGGAAACAUUGGAUCAUUUCUCUCCUCCUUUCUGAUAGAUCGAUUCGGCAGGAGAGUGUUGCUAAUCGUGUCGUGCGUCGGUGUAGCGAUAUCCAUGUGCAUGUUGUCGCUCGAGUUUCAACUGUUGAACUUUGGUUUCCAGCCAGAAACAGUGGAAGGUGUGUCGAUAUCCGCCAUGCUUUUCUUUUACAUUAGCGCGUUCGGAGGCAUCAUUCCUGUACCAGCGACGAUUCUCAGCGAAAUCUUUCCGUCACACUUGAAAUGUUACGCCGCGUGCAUCACCAGUUGCACGAGCGCGAUAUUUGGCUUCAUUUCCACCAGUACUUAUCUACCUUUGCUUCAUCUAAUGACCGAAAGAUAUGUGUUUUUCUUCUACGGUUUCUGCUUGCUAACAGCUAUACCGUUCACUUUGUUCUGUGUACCGGAGACUAAAGGAUUGACUUUGCAAGAGAUUCAAAGUCAAUUGACAGAUAAGAAAUAGAUCUGUCGUAAACAUUUGCACGUUACUAUCACACGCAUCGUGUGAUCCUGAAUACUUGUUUCUACUAUGAUACUUUUGAUGCUUUAAUGCGACGAAGUAUUUUCAAAAACAGUUUCCUGGAUCGAGUGCGAGUGAUAAAGUACAUUCUUAAAAAUUCGAUUAACGUGUUUAUUUGUUCAGUUUUCUUUUUUUUUUUUUUGUAUCAAUAAACGUGGAAGUUUGAAGAAAACGGAGGAAAAACUGUAAUCCGACGAAACUUGCUCUCCGAGGAUCGUCCAAGUUUGAUGGAUAUUUCAUUGGAAAGCAGAUUUCGAGGAAUUUCCAAACAAAGGUUCGGAUAAUAGAAGAAACGGUCGUGAUGCCUGAUGUUCUUUUGCUUUCCGUUCUUCCCUUAACCGAGAAACGAUGUAGCUAUUUCUCUUCGGAGCGGACACGCGCCCUCGUAACGUCGACGAUGGAACUCGGCCAGUUUCAUAUUUUACAAGACGAUGCUUCAACCACGCUGGCUGGCUGACUGUGCCAACGUGCCAACCACGUUAAAGUUGCCACGCUCCCAUGACGGCACCGUUGAAAAUUCCACGCCACCUUAUCUCGCUCGGGUCACUGCACGAUCAUUUGACCAUUGAUGACGUUAUAAACGUCGUAGCGUCAAUAAAAAUUUACGAUUCAUUCUUCUUUUCUGUCCGACUACGCGCUAACCUCACGAUAUCGAUCCACUAGAGCGGAUUUUGCACGAGUUCCCAAAAUUACGGGUACCCCCGAUCGACGAGUGAUCGAUCGAAUCUAAUGGUGAAAAAAAUUUUAAUCGCUCAAAAUGAAUAAUUGUUGACGUUUUAUGCGAUACAGUACCUACGAUUACUAUUUACAGUAACGUUGAUCAAAUAACUCUGAUACAUCAUUCGAAUCCAAUUAACUCGACACAGGAAUCUCAAUCUAAGCGAAAUUUAUUGAGUAUCAUUAAAAUUAUAUCAUCUUUGAUUAAAAUCACGUUUCAAGUACCUAUUGUUGUUUGAAUGAGCUUAUCGUCUUGUCUUUUGAAGGAGUUAAGCAGUUAUUUUGUUUUGUGUCUUGAUAAAUAGAUAUAAAUAUAGAUUUAUUAAACAUCGUCGAUAAUGAUAGAGUUUCUGAUGGAGUGGAUAGUUACUGAUAUAUUCUACCAAAAAUGCGAUAGAUGUCCUAAAAUAAUUGUAGCAUAUAAGUGUUUAUGAUGUUUAACCCAGUAUUUCUGCGCUUGUGUAUUUAUUAUUUGAAAAUAUAUACAAUAAAGGUUUCUAUAUAA
Osmia bicornis bicornis is the source of this 4183-nucleotide messenger RNA. Its product is annotated as facilitated trehalose transporter Tret1-like. Bases 1 to 2904 code for a protein of 967 amino acids. Gene Ontology annotation, cellular component: membrane. Gene Ontology annotation, biological process: transmembrane transport. The record is from RefSeq and is a predicted model, not a curated record. NCBI's taxonomy places the organism in Eukaryota, Metazoa, Arthropoda, Insecta, Hymenoptera, Megachilidae. Gene Ontology annotation, molecular function: transmembrane transporter activity. The transcript has 8 exons.